This is a messenger RNA of Penicillium verhagenii, 2139 nucleotides long. RefSeq lists its product as uncharacterized. The transcript is spliced from 2 exons. Bases 1 to 2139 code for a protein of 712 amino acids. Lineage: Eukaryota; Fungi; Ascomycota; Eurotiomycetes; Eurotiales; Aspergillaceae. The record is from RefSeq and is a predicted model, not a curated record.
AUGUCUACCAUGGACUGCGGUAUUCCCAAAAUGCCUAGCAAUGCGUGCUUCCCAGCCCCGAUUCCAACUCACAUAAAGAACCAAGAGUCUUACUCGUCUGCGCCGAGCUACGAUGCCAUGGCAAUUCCUGAUCCCAUCCCCUCGCCACGCCGAUGGUCUCCUACAUAUCAGCCCCGAAGGAGGAGCAGACAAUUUCCGACAUUGUCAUUUGUGCCGUCUCCUACACUACCUCGCCAGGAGACUCAUGAUACUUCAACAACAUCCCUCUCCCGGCGACCCGCGAGUAGAGGACCCCCCAUGAUCUCACCUUUCCGUUCCGUUCGCAAGAUGAAGGAACCAUUUCAGUUGAUGCUCCCGACUUCGCCGGCAUCAUGCGACGGUGUGCCUCCAUUUCGUCCAAAAUCAACGAGGGAAUCAAAAUUGCCAGGCGGGCAUACACUGCGAACAUGGCGUUCUGACCAAAAUUUGACGUCAGCUAGCAUGUCAGCCUUUGGCCUUUUACCCAGCCCACCUAUAUCAGAAUCAAGGGCCGGCAGUGCCGAGCCUGAUUCAUCAUACUUUGAGUGCAAGGACGAACUGAAGGAAGUGGACAACAAACAUGAAGAGCUCCAAGUGGAGCCCAAGCUACCUGAGUUGGAAGAGUCGAGUGGGCCCAGUCAAGAAAUGGAAGAUAGCGACGAAGAAAAGAUCAACUACAGGGCAUACCGGCCACCCGGUUGGGAAGAAGAAUCCCGUCAACAACCCCAAGAACAAAGGUGGGCGGAAGUGACCAGUGUGCAUGAAGCGCAUUCGAAUCUCAUCCGGCAUUGCGAAGCCCAUGAGUCAAAAUACACAUCCAAAAGCCACGAUGGGCACUUGAGCCCUAUCAGUUCACCUCUAGCCCCCACCUCCAGUCUUGUUCCAGGCAGCUCCCCGAGACCCCAACGGCCGAGGACCGCCACUGUCUCAAGUGAAGCUAGCUGGAUACCUAGUAACUUGGCAUACUGCGAGACAUGGCUGAAAGGGGUUCCUUUCGAUCCGAUUUCUGGAAAGGAUGAAAACAUCAGAGAAUCCAACCGUCGAAAGGUCCAGAUCGUCGAACAAGAUCCUCCGAUGCCUAAGAUAGAUUUCAUUCCGGGGAUGAAGUCCCUCGACGAACCACUGAGAUUUGCUGUUGCGAGCAAACCCAAGAACAAGCCAAGAUUAGUGGACAUUGCUCGACAGUCUUCUCCAAUGCCACCUCCGCCAUCUUUAUUACCACAUCCUUUGCCGAUGACACCAGAUCAACGGCAAGAGGAAGUAUCUGCUUUUAGUCCUGACACCCCACUUGAUAAUCCGCUGGACAUGUCGGAUAGUGGCUAUGGUACCCGAGAGUCUGGUUACUCUUUGAGCAAUUAUGAAGAUGGCAAAGACGACGAUGUAUACACCGAUCCAGGCUCCUUGACCUCGGACAGUGUCACGUCUACUGUGGUAGGAGAACGGCCUGGCAGCGCGCAGGGAGAGCGCGAAGGUUCACCCCAGCCGGAGAUUCGGUCUGGCAGUGUAAGCCCUGAAGGGACACCGCAACGCCGCCAUUCUCCAAGUCGCAAUUCGACCAACUUUGAAAAAGCUGAAUCAGACGAUGCAACCCCAUGGGAUGAUGCUCGUCACGAAUGGACUGUGGAUGAUCAUCAAUGGACCCUUGACGAGCUUGAACAUUCUGUUAAAGACUUCCCUCGCCAUAUGCUUCGACUGACAUCACCUGCUAUUCUUCAUGUCCGGAAAAGUGACGACAGAGACUUUCUUCGUCCAUUUCGCACAAUAUUUCCAGGAGUCACAGAGAAUCUACUAGAUUGUCUCUGUGCAGCACUCAUUGCCCGAAACUAUCUCCUUUCAUUAUCUACAAUUCACCGCCACAAACCUUCUUUACUGGCGCGGAACGACAUUUACGGCAUCGACGCCAUCCCCACCAAAGCAUACAGCACACUGGGCAUACAGCUCCCAUCUGGAUCUCCGGGCCGCAUCAAGGACCGAGUCCUCUCAUCGCGUAGCAGCGAUCUGCGACGUGAAGUUGAAAGAAUAAUCGAUAAUUUAUUAUUCGCUAUUUGCGGCCGAUCCGAUGAAACACUUAAAUCUGCGAUCGAAGUUCUUGCCCAGGUGCUGGAAGUCAAGGCCCCUUAG